This is a messenger RNA of Emiliania huxleyi CCMP1516, 4360 nucleotides long. RefSeq lists its product as hypothetical. The record is from RefSeq and is a predicted model, not a curated record. NCBI's taxonomy places the organism in Eukaryota, Haptophyta, Isochrysidales, Noelaerhabdaceae. Gene Ontology annotation, biological process: exonucleolytic trimming to generate mature 3'-end of 5.8S rRNA from tricistronic rRNA transcript (SSU-rRNA, 5.8S rRNA, LSU-rRNA); dephosphorylation. Bases 55 to 3336 code for a protein of 1093 amino acids. The transcript is spliced from 3 exons. Gene Ontology annotation, molecular function: nucleic acid binding; 3'-5'-RNA exonuclease activity; phosphatase activity.
GGUCCCGUCCUCGUCGCGUCCCUGUGGCCGAAGAGCUCGCUCUCGCAGAAGCAAAUGGCGCAUCACCGAGUCCCACGCGCGCUGCUCGACGCGGCGUCGGAAGAGGACAUGCCGCCGGUGCCGACCGCGCCGCCCUUGCCUCCUCUCGCCUCGCUCGCCUCGCGUGCCUGGAGCCCCCAAUACGAAGCCGCGUGCGCCGCCUUCCGAGGGCCGACGCCGCGCUCGAACUGGAUCGUCCCGGGCCGCAUCCUGUGCGGCGAGAGGCCGCACGAUAAUCUGAAGCUCCUAUGCGGCGCUGGCGUCACGACGUUCGUCAGCCUGCAAACCAAGGGCGAGAGCCCACCGUACGACAGCGGCGUGACGAAGCUGACUCCAUCCGCCCGCUUCAUGUCGCUGCCGAUCGUCGACCAGUGCACGACCGACGACGCGCUCGUGGCGCGUCUCGUGCUGUCGCUCCUCCAGCGCCUCGCCGACGGCGAGACGCUCUACAUCCACUGUCGCGGCGGCCACGGCCGCACGGGCACCGUCUGCAGCCUCCUGCUCGGCCUCGUGCACGGCCUCGACGGCCCUCGCGCGCUCUCCACGUACCAGGCGCUGCACGACCUGCGCGAGCAGCCGUGCUUCGCGUCCCGCAGCGGCUACGAGCCGAGCGCCGACGGUGCGGCGUGCGUGGCUCUCUUCGACGAGCAGCGCGCGCAAGUGAUCCGCCUGCUAGCAGCCGACGAGGGUGAAGCGGCGGCGGGAGUGGCAACGGCGGCGGCGGAGGCGGAGGCGCCACCGCCCACGACCGAGGCGGAGCCAGCGAGUCGGCUCAAUCGGCACAACUCGAGCAAGGCGGAACGGCGCGCGCUGCAGCAGGCCCGGCGUUCCGCCAAGCCGCCGUCCGAGGCGCCUCCGCCACCACCCGCGUCGCACCGCUGGAGCCACUACCUGGUACUCGAUUUCGAGGCGACGUGCGAGCGUAACGACCCGACGCAGAGCCAGUGGUCCGAGAUUAUCGAGUUCCCGUGCGUGCUCGUCGACGCGCACACGCUCGCCACGCUCGGCGAGUUCCGCUCGCUCGUCAAGCCCGUCGGCCGGCCCGUGGGUGCCUUCUGCACUGAGCUGACGUCCAUCACGCAGGAGAUGGUCGAAGGCGCGCCGACCCUCCCCGCCGUUCUCAAGCAGUUCAGCGCGUGGCUACCGAGCGUCCUCGGCACGGACGACGUGUCCAGCGUGCUGCCGGUCACGUGUGGCGAGCCCGACCUCUCGGCCAUGCUUCCGCGCGAGUGCGCGCGCAAGCGGCUGCAGGUGCCGCCCGUCCUCAAGCGCUACUGCAACGUGAAGAAGCCCUUCACCGCCCACACCGGGGCCAAGGCGGGCGGCAUGGACAAGAUGCUCCGCCAACUCCAACUGCCGCUCGUCGGCCGGCACCACCUCGGCAUCGACGACGCGCGCAACAUCGCGGCCAUCGUCGUGCGGCUUCGGCAGCUCGGCGCGAAAAUCGACGCGACGGGCGGCUCUUCCGCGACCGACGACGCGACCGACGCCAACGAGGGUGACGCGGCGGCGGCGCCGCUGCCGCCGCAGCGAAACCUGAGCGAGGCGUACGGCCGCGGCGCGUCCAAGUACGACGAGGCGACGCUCGCCGAGUGGAGGACGCGCGGCGAGGGCGCGGCGGACGCGGCGAAGCGACGCGAUUGGGCGACGGCCGUCGGCGAGUUUGAGGCGUGCGUGAGCUUGCGCCCCGACUGGGACAAGGGACGCGCGUGCCUCGCCAAGGCCAAGGAGAAGGCGGAGGCGGCGGCGGCCCCGGCGGCGGCGCCGGCGGCGGUAGCGCCACCGGUGGAGGCGCUGCCGGUGGAGGCGGCGGCAGCGGAGGCGUCGGCAGCGGAGGCGUCGGCGUCGGCGUCGGCGUCGGCGUCAGCGCCAGCGUCGGCGUCGGCGUCGGCAGCGGACAGUCGCGGCGGGCAGGGCCGCCUCGGUCCGCAGGUGCCUUCGUUCGUGGCGCUCGUCGGGCUGCCCGGCUGCGGCAAGUCGACGUUCGCUCGGGCGCUCGCCGCGUCGCACAAGUCAUGGGUGGCGCUCGAUUCGGACGAGGUCGGCGGCCGCCGCGCGUUCGAAGAGGCGCUCUCUCGUGCGUGCGGGGGCGGCGCGGAGUCGCGCGUCGUGGUCGACCGAUGCAACGUGAAGCCGGCCGACCGGCGCACGCUGCUCGAGAUUGUCGGGAGGGGCGCUCCAGGCAAGCGCGGCGGCGGCGGCGGCGGCGGCGGCGCGUGCGUCGCUGUCUUCUUCGACACCGACAAGCGCACCUGCAUCGAGCGCGUCGCGGGACGCACCGACCAUCCGAGCAUCCCGUACGGCCACGGUCGCCCCGCGGUCGAGUCGAUGGCCAAGGCGCUCGAGCUACCACCCGCCGUCGAGAAGCUCCGAGCCGGCGGCGGCGCGGCCGCGGCCUCGGCGGACGCCGAAGGGUUCCGCUGGCACGUCGUGCGCAGCGCGGCGGAGGCGGACGCCCUCCUCUCGAGCUGGGGCGCCGCGCCCGCCGAGGCCGCGCCGCUCGGCCUCUUCAAGUUCCCGCGCACGCGGCACAUCGUCAACACGGGCGGCACCGCCGUGACGCGCGACGACCUGCUGAUGGAUGACGCGGACGCGCGGCGCUUCUUCGACGGCGUCACGACGGUCGUCGCGGAGGAGAAGGUCGACGGCGCGAACCUCGGCAUCUCCCUCACGGCGGACUACCAGUUCCGUUGUCAGAACCGCUCGCACUUCGUCAACCCGCAGUCGCACGCGCAGUUCAAGCCGCUCGCGGGUUGGCUGGAGGAGCACGGCUGGGCGCUGUGCAGCCUCCUCGAGCCCGAGGUCGAGGUCCUCUUCGGGGAGUGGUGCGUCGCGCAGCACUCGGUCAAGUACAGCAAGCUGCCCGGCUACUUCCUCGCCUUCGACAUCUACAACAAGCGCACGGGCACCUUCGUCUCGGCGAGCGAGCGGAACCGCCGGCUCGCCGGCCUCGAGAUCCCCGUCGUGCGCACGCUCGCGCGCCGGACCUUCGCCUCCAAGGACGAGCUCCUCGAGCUCCUCGAGAUGCAGUCGGCCUACGGCGACGGAUACGUCGAGGGCACCUACCUGCGCAUCGACAGCGACGCCGGCGGUGCGGGCGCCGGCGCGGCCGACGCGGCGGCGCACGCUCCGCGGAACGAACUGCGCGGCAAGAUCGUCCGCUCGGACUUCAUCCAGGGGAUCACCGACCACUGGCAAGCCUCCGACAUCGUGAAGAACGGGGUGCGGCCGGACCUGUGGGCGGGCGUGGAGGAGGAGGAGGAGGAGGAGGAGGAGGAGGCCGUGGGCGUCGCCUGAGCUGAGCUACCCUCGGUGGCAAUUUGUAAGUUGUAACCCACGCGUGUGCGCGGUGCCCCGUGCCGGCGAUGCAGGAGGCGCAGGGUGCGGACGCAUCUCAAGAGUGCGCGCUAGCGGGCCAGGUGGCAGCGGCGGCGCCAGCCGAUUGGCUGGCGGUGGAGGAAGCGCGCGAGGAGGCGGAGCCGGCUGCGCGUGCCGAGGCGGCAGCAGAGGCGGCAAGGGUUCAAGCGAUGGAGCGCGCCGGUGCCUGCCUAGCCGAGGAGUUGAUAGCGAGGGUCGUUUCGGACGCCGCGAAAGAUCUUGCGGCGGCGGCAGUGGAGCGGCGCACGUUGGCGGCGGAGGCUGCGAGGCAAGAGGUGGAAGAGGCGUCGCGACGAGAGGCCGAGGCGCAGGCGCGGCGCGAGGCAGCAGCGGAGGACAGGAAGUGGCGUGAGCUAGAGGCGACGGCCAAGGCGGAGGCGGCGGCGGUGGCGGCGGCGGCGGCGGCGGCUGGGCUUGUGGCGGCGGCGGCGGCGGCGGCUGGGCUUGUGGCGCCCGCGCUUGCGUCGGCGGUAUUGGAGGCGAGGGCGGAGGCCGAGAAGACGCGGCUAGGUGGGUGCACGCCGUGGCUGAGGACGGCGUCCUUUACUCCUUCGACCUCGGAAAGGGCGAGCUCGGCCACUUGCUCAAGGCGCACGAAAAGGACGUGAUCGGCGUGGUCUCCCAUCCGCACCGCAACCUCGUAACCGGUUUCGUCGCCACGUGGUGCGACGACGGCACACUCCGCCUCUGGCGGGCGUCGGCCCAUGGCGACUGACGCCCCCGGCCGGCGCAGCGUGGGGGGGGGGGGGCAGGCACGCCGCUUUGUCUAGGCUCUAGCCACCGCGCUCGCGUCUGCGCGGGGGCCGUACAAAUGCUCAGGGUAUGAAUCUACGUAAGCUCUGGGAAUCCGCUCUGGGGGCCUCUGCAGUUCGUUUGUGCAACUGAAAACUGUACUCACACCUCCUCACGAAACACAGGGCGUGUGAGCCCGAGUUGCCAAGUU